This is a messenger RNA of Microtus oregoni (creeping vole), 3522 nucleotides long. It is a transcript of the gene Itgax, whose product is annotated as integrin subunit alpha X. Gene Ontology annotation, biological process: cell adhesion mediated by integrin; integrin-mediated signaling pathway; cell-matrix adhesion. The coding region runs from base 1 to 3522 and encodes 1173 amino acids. Lineage: Eukaryota; Metazoa; Chordata; Mammalia; Rodentia; Cricetidae. Gene Ontology annotation, molecular function: integrin binding. The transcript is spliced from 29 exons. The record is from RefSeq and is a predicted model, not a curated record. Gene Ontology annotation, cellular component: integrin complex; external side of plasma membrane.
AUGGUGGUCAAGGGGGUGGAGACCCUCUCUAAAGCUUCUCACACUUCUGCAGCGUUUGCUUCUUCUCUUGGCUUCAACCUGGACACUGAGCAGCUGACACGUUUCCACAUGGACGGCGCUGCGUUCGGACACAGUGUGGUCCAGUAUGACAACACCUGGGUGAUGGUUGGUGCUCCAAAGGAAACGAGGGCCACUAACCAAAUGGGUGGCCUCUACAAAUGUGGCUAUUACGUGGGCAAGUGUGAGCCUGUCCACCUCCAGGUGCCCCCAGAGGCUGUGAACAUGUCACUGGGCCUGUCUCUCACUGCUGCCACUAACCCUUCCAAGCUGUUGGCCUGUGGUCCUACUGUGCACCACACAUGCAAAGAGAAUAUAUACCUGACGGGGCUCUGCUUUCUGCUGGCUUCCUCAUCUCUCCUGCAGUACCAAAGGUUUCCAGCUGCCCAGCAGGAGUGUCCACGGCAGGAGCAGGACAUCGUGUUCUUGAUUGAUGGCUCGGGUAGCAUCCACUCCAGUGAUUUUAAAACAAUGCUACAAUUCGUGGAAACUGUGAUGAGCCAAUUCCACCGACCCUACACACAGUUCUCCCUGAUGCAGUUCUCCGAUAGAUUCUUCACACAUUUUACUUUCAAGGACUUCAUCUCCACCUCAAACCAUCUAAUCCUGUUGAACUCUGUAAGGCAGCUGAGAGGGUAUACAUAUACAGCCACGGCUAUGGAGAAGGUCAUAACGGAACUGUUCACUGCCCAAAAUGGGGCUCGGAAAGAUGCCACCAGGGUCCUCAUUGUCAUUACUGAUGGGAGGAAAGAAGGUGACCGCCUGAGUUAUGAUGCUGUCAUCCCCCAGGCAGAUGCUAAGGGCAUCAUCCGUUAUGCAAUUGGGGUAGGAAGGGCCUUUCACUAUGAACAGACCAAGAAAGAAUUAGAGAAAAUUGCAUCAGAGCCUUCCCAAGAACACAUUUUCCACGUGGAAAACUUUGACGCUUUGAAGGACAUUCAGAACCAGCUGAAGGAGAAGAUCUUUGCCAUUGAGGGUACAGAGACAGCAAGUGGCAGUUCUUUUGAGUUGGAGAUGUCCCAGGAGGGCUUCAGUGCUGUGAUCACACCUGAUGGACCAGUUCUGGGAGCUGUGGGAAGCUUCAGCUGGUCUGGAGGUGCCUUCCUAUACCUCCAAAAUAUGAGACCCACCUUCAUCAGCAUGCCUCAGGAGAACGUGGACAUGCGGGAUGCUUACCUGGGUUACUCCACCGCACUGGCCUUUCGGAAGGGGGUCUACAGCCUGGUCCUGGGAGCCCCUCGCCACCAGCACACAGGGAAGGUUGUCAUCUUUACCCAGGAAUCCAGGCAAUGGAGGCCCAAGUCUGAAGUCAGCGGGACACAGAUCGGCUCCUACUUUGGGGCCUCCCUCUGCUCUGUGGACAUGGAUGGAGAUGGCAGCACUGACCUGGUUCUGAUUGGGGCCCCCCAUUACUAUGAGAAGACCCGAGGGGGGCAGGUGUCUGUGUGCCCCAUGCCCGGUGGGAGGAGCAGGUGGCAGUGUGAGGCCGCUCUCCACGGGGAGCAGGGCCAUCCUUGGGGCCGCUUUGGAGCAGCCCUGACAGUGCUAGGGGACGUGAACGGGGACCGUGUGACAGAUGUGGCUAUUGGAGCACCUGGAGAGGAAGAGAACGUGGGGGCCGUGUACAUAUUUCAUGGAGCCUCAAAACUGGACGUCAACCCCUCACCCAGCCAGAGGAUUUCAGGAUCCCGGCUCUUCCCUGGGCUCCAAUAUUUUGGGCAGUCACUGAGUGGCGGUCAGGACCUCACCGGGGAUGGACUGGUGGACCUGGCCGUGGGGUCCAAGGGGAACGUGCUACUGCUCAGGACCAGACCCAUUCUUCGAAUGUCACCGACUGUGACAUUCUCACCUUCGGAGAUCACCAGGUCUGUGUUUGAGUGUCAGGAGCAGGUGGCUUCUGUUCAGACACUGGGUGACGCCAAAGUCUGCCUUUAUAUUUAUGAUAGCUCCAAGACCCGACUAGGUGACCUCAAAAGCUCUGUCACCUUUGACCUGGCCCUAGACCCUGGCCGCCUGAGUCCGCGUGCCAUCUUCGAGGAAACAAAGACCCAGGCUCUGUCCCGAGUUCAAAUCCUUGGCCUGAGCAAGCACUGUGAGACUGUGAGGUUGCUUCUGCCGGCCUGUGUGGAAGACUCGGUGACCCCUAUCACUUUGCGCCUCAACUUCUCUCUUGUUGGCCUGCCCAUCCGUCCUCACCAAAGCCUUCUGCCCAUGCUGGCUGUGGAUGAGCAAACAUACUACACAGCCUCUCUUCCCUUUGAGAAAAACUGUGGAGCCGACCACAUCUGUCAGGACGACCUUGGCAUCAUCUUUGGCUUCCCAGACUUGAAGACCCUGGUGGUGGGAAGUGACCUGGAGCUGAAUGUAAAUGUGACGGUCUCUAACGACGGGGAAGAUUCCUACGGGACCACGGUUGCUCUGCUCUACCCGGUGGGCCUGUCCUUUAGACGAGUUGCAGAAGGCCAAAUACUCCUCCGGGGGAAGGAGGAGAACCAAUGGCGGCAGCGUUCCCUACACCUCACCUGUGAUAGCUCUCCAAGCAGGAGCCAGGGCUUCUGGAGGACCAGUUGCAGCAUCAGCCACAUCAUUUUCCGAGGAGGUGCACAGAUGACUUUCUUGGUAACUUUUGAUGUCUCUCCCAAAGCUGUGCUGGGGGCCCAGCUGUCUCUAACAGCCAGAGUGAGCAGUGAGAAUGAUACGCCUAAGACCAAUAAAACCACCUUCAAGCUGAAGCUCCCAGUAAAGUAUGCCGUGUACACUGUGAUCAGCAGUCACGACCAGUCUACCAAGUAUCUCAACUUCUCGGCCUCAGAAAAGGAGAAGAGCAGCGUGGUCGAACACAGAUACCAGGUGAAUAAUCUGGGGCAGAGGGACGUGCCAGUCAGCAUCAACUUUCUGGUGCCUGUAGCGCUGAAGGGAGAAGCUGUGUGGACAGUGGAGGCCCCCCAGCUCCAGAACCUUCCCACCCAGUGCUAUCAGAACAGAAUGGUGCCAACACAAUCUGACCUCCUGGCUCACAUGCAGAGGAGCCCUGUGCUGGACUGCUCCAUUGCUGACUGCCUGCACUUCCGCUGUGACAUCCCCUCCUUGGGCAUCCAGGACGAGCUUGACUUCAUUCUGAAGGGCAACCUCAGCUUUGGCUGGGUCAGCCAGACAUUGCAGAAAAAGGUGGUGGUCCUGAGCGUGGCUGAGGUCACAUUCGACACAUCUGUGUAUUCCCAGCUGCCAGGACAGGAGGCGUUUCUGAGAGCCCAGACGAAGACAGUGCUGGAGAUGUAUGAGGUUCACAACCCGGUCCCUCUCAUCGUGGGCAGCUCUGUGGGCGGUCUGCUGCUGCUGGCUCUCAUCACAGGCGGGCUGUACAAGGCUGGCUUCUUCAAACGUCAGUACAAGGAAAUGUUGGCGGAAGCAAAUGGACAGACUGUCUCAGGAAACGAGACCUCAGACCCUCAGGAAGCCCAGUGA